Molecule: messenger RNA, 4953 nt
Organism: Rotaria sordida
Lineage: Eukaryota; Metazoa; Rotifera; Eurotatoria; Philodinida; Philodinidae
Source: the annotation of a GenBank genome assembly
AUGUAUUUUCCAAUCGGUUCAUUUCGAAGUUUUUCAUUACCCAUAGAAGAGUCCUAUGAGAUUAUAUUUAUUCGAACUACACGUGAUCGUCUUAAACUUGUUCUACUUACACCAACUGUUAUAAGUAUAUGGCUUACAAAACCAUCUACAUUAGUUGGUUUUGUUCGGCGUUCAGAAAAUUCCAUAGCAGUACAUGGUGAAAAUGUUUUUGCUGAAUGGCGAAAUGAUACUCAAAAAUUAGCUCUUUCUACAACUAAAGGUUAUAUAAUUUAUUAUAAAGUUGUGAUUGAUAAACCGAAAGCAUCAUUUUUUGGUUCAACUAAUGAUGAAGAUCCUUGUGAAUAUCUUAUUCGACUUAAUACUGAAGCACAAUUUGUAUUUCCUAUGGUACGAAUUAAACUUACACACGAUAGUGCUUUACAUGUUGAUUCUAAUAUUCAAGGUUUAACAAAUCUUGGUCCUGAUUUAUUAGUAGCAGAUGAUAAAGGAUAUCUUUAUCGUAUAUCAUGGGAUGGUAUAAUUCAUCAACAUUUAACAUUAUGUUUAAGUACACUUUCAUAUACAACUUCUUUGAAUGCUGAUCGAGUUUUUAAAAUUCAUAAAUUAGAUCGUUAUGCAAAAUAUAUUGAAUUUUCAUCGUUAUUAAAUGGUAUAGGAAUUGUAUUUAAUGAUGGUACAUCUGGUUUAAUUAUAUGUGAAACAUCAAAAUUUGAACCACAACAAUGUCAAUGUAUUGUUAUUCAACCAACAAAUGAUGAAAAAAUUUGGAAAACUCAUUGUUGUGUUGCAUUAAAUGCAAUUUAUCAAUUAUUAGCAUUUGGUUCGACGAAUGGACAAGGUCUUGUUUACUAUAUUGAUGAAUUAACAGCAUCAUUACAAUUAGCUUUUAAAAUACAAUUAUCAGUAGAAAAUUUUCCAGAUUUAGUAGAAAAUUUGGGUGCAUUAUAUUCAAUGAAAUGGAGUCCUGAUUAUCGUGUUCUUUGUACUCUAUGGGAAAAUGGUGCAUUUGCUAUUUGGACAGUCUUUGGUAUACUUCUUCAUUGUUCUCAUUCAUCUGAACAAUCAUUAGAUCCUAUGCAAUCCUAUGGUCUUUGUCAUGUUAUUGAAUGGGGUCCUGAUGGAUAUACUCUAUGGGUUGCAUCUCAUAAAUCAAGUGUAUCAUUAUCAACAUCUACAGAUGAUGAUGUUGAAGUACCAAUACAAGAUAGUAGUCAAAUAAUCUUAUUAAAUUUUUUAAAAUCAUCUGUGAUUAAUAAUCCUCAUUCGGGUAGCAUUGAACAUUUAUUAUUACAGUCAGAAGAUAAAGUUUAUUUAUAUCUAAGUGGUAAUCAACAAUCAACAAAUGGUAAUAAUAAUGGAUUAUCAAUAUCUGUUGGUUGUGAUGUUGGUUGGCAAGUUAUUCAAUUACCUCAACUUUAUAUUCAUAAUAAUUGGCCAAUAAAAUUUGCUUGUAUUGAUAAUACAGGUCAAUAUUUAGCUGUUGCUGGUCAACAUGGCUUUGUACAUCUUUCAUUAUUUACACGUAAAUGGAAAUUAUUUGGCAAUGCUGGACAAGAACGUGAUAUACGAGUUGUUGGUGGUUUAUUAUGGUGGAAAGAAUUUAUUUUAUGUGGUUGUACAUCAACAAGUGAAAAUCGAGAUGAAAUUCGUCUUUAUUCACGAUUAACUAAUUUGGAUAAUCAAUUUUCAAAUGUAACACGUUUACAAUCACCAAUUAUUUGUUUAAAUAUUUAUGAUGAUACAUUAAUUGUAUUUGCAUAUGAUUUACAUAUUAUGUUGUAUGCCCUUGAACGAAAAGAAGGAAAGCCAGUUCCUAAUGCAUUUAUGGUAAAGUUACAUGAAAUAUCAGUUGAAGCUUAUGUUCCACAUGCUGUCUUUGUACCAUUUAUUGGUUUAACUUCUCUUCGAACGGAUUCGGGUUUACCACAAGCAAAUACAUCUUCAUCAAAUGAUAAUACUCCUCAAAGUAUUCUUAUUAAUGUUUGUGGUCGUCUUCUUCUAUUACAACAAGAACGAGGUGGUUCAUCAUUAGUUUUACAAAAACCUUCGAAGAAAAAUAGUUUACAAUCAGUAACAUUUUUACCACCAGUAAUGAUUGCUGCAUGUGUUGAAUGUAUUUGGACAAUAUCUCAACAAAAUUCAACAAAUCCAUAUUUAUCAAAUGCAUUAUGGCUUUGUUGUGGAUUACAUGGAAUGAAAGUAUGGCUUCCAUUAUAUCGUAAAGUUGAUGAACCUAUAUUUCAAUCUCAUCGAAUUAUGCUUACAUUUGGUUUAACAAUUUAUCCAUUGGCUGUUGUUGUGGAAGAAGCAGUUAUACUUGGUGCUAUGGCUGAAUUCGAAAAUUUUAAUUCUAAAAUAUUUUGCUCAAUUACAAAAACCACUCAAGUCUUUCUUAAUCAUGUCUUUCAAGAAUUAAUUCGAAAAAAUCUGGACUUUGAUGCAUUACAAAUAGCUCAAACAUGCAAGAGUAUUCCACAUUUUUCUCAUGUUUUAGAAUUACUUUUACAUAAAGUACUUGAAGAAGAAGCAACAAGUACACAACCAAUUCCAGAUCCACUAUUACCACGUGUAACUGAUUUCAUUAAAUUAUUUCCUCAAUUUCUACGUAUUGUUUCACAUUGUGCACGAAAAACUGAAGUAGCAUUAUGGCCAUGUUUAUUUUCAAGAUCAAUUAUUGGCGAUCCGAAAAAACUCUUUCAACAAUGUUUAACUAAUAAUAAUUUAGAAACAGCUGCAUCUUAUUUAAUCAUUAUUCAAAAUCUUGAAAAAAGUGAAAUAAGUCAAAAAUUUGCACAAGUUUUGCUUGAACAUGCUCUUGAUCAUGAUAAAUGGGAAUUAGCUACUGAUAUUCUUCGUUUUAUUCGUUCAAUUGAUCCACAAGAUUUAAAUAAUGAUGAAUAUUUUCGUACAAUAAAUACUCGAUUUCCACCAUCAACAACAAGUAAUCGUGUAUCAAAUAGUCUUACACAAAAAUCUCCCUUAUCACCAAAUCGUGAGACAUUAAAAUUUUCUUAUGUUACAAAUAUGCGACAACGAACACCAAGUGUAGCAAGUACAAUGAUAAAUACCUCAACAAUAACAACAAUUCCAGAAGCACCACCAUUACCAACAUCAUUAAAUACAACUAAACCAAAAACAUCAUGGCCUUCAGGAUCAACUGUAGUAAAUAAUAAUUCAUCAAAUGUAACAACGCCAAAUAGUCCAUUAGAAUCUUUAAAUAAUUCAACAACUGAAACACGACGAAGAAAAGCAAGUUCGUCAGAUAAUAAAUCACCGAAAAAAGACAGUGAUACUCAACAACAACAACAACAACACUUUCAAUCGUUUGAUUCAUUCGAUGGUUCAUUACCACAAUCACCAAUAACUUCGUUAUCAAUUCAUUUCAUUCAACGCACAUUAAAUCAACAUGCAUUAAAAGCAAUUAGUAAAGGUCGUUUAAGACAUUUAGGUUAUAUGGCAGCUAAUAUAGCUGAUUUUGAUCUUCUUAAUUGGUUGAAAAAUCAUAAACAUGAAUCAGAAUUAAUUGUUUCAAAUUAUCCUGAAACACUUAAAGCACUUCAUAUGGAAUUUAAUUGGCCAUUUCCUGUUUUACUUUCAUCAACUGUUUAUUUCAAUCCAAUUUAUCUAGAUAAUGAUUCAGUUGCAUCAAGUACAGAUAAUAAUGGACAUCAUUCAGAUUCAGGUCUUGGAACAAAUGAUCGAAAUGGUGAUCAAGAUGAAAAAUAUUCCACACAAGUAUCACGUGCAACAUCAAAAGAAGAAAUGAAUGUAAAUUUAACACCAAAAAAACAUAAAGAUUUUUUGGAAACCUUAAGUUUAACAUCUGAAACAAGUUCUAUGCCAAUUGAUAAUGAAUUUGAUGAUUUACUCAAUAAUCAUGAUAUUGAAAGUCUUAGUCAAGAAUUAGCAAAUCGUGGUCCACAAUUAUGUGAAAAACAAAUACGAUAUCUUUAUGAUAUAUUUUUAAUGGCUGAUUGUUAUGAUUGGUCAUUUCUUUUGUCACUUAUACUUAAAAGUCAAGCAAUGAUUACUCAAGUUAUGAAUGCUACUCGAAUACAAGAUUUAUCGACACAAAUAUUUGCUUUACAACGUGGUCUUGUUGAAUUAGAAACAUGGGCAGAGAGUGAAUGUCCUGAAUAUAAGCCGUUAUUAUUAUUUGUACGUAAUCAAGCACAAACAUUAAUUAAUCAACGUCGAACAAAUUUGCCUUCAUCUUUUCAAUCAGUUUCAACAAAAAAACUAGUACAUUCAAAUCAAGAUAAUGAAUUUUUAUCAUUAAAACAAACACAUACAAAUAAUAAUCGAUCUGAAACAACACGAAAAAAACUUUCCUCACGUAAUCGUACAAAUUCAGCUACAGAUUCCAAUCAACAAACAUUUACAUUUGAUUCAUUAUCUAAUAAUACUCAACAGACAAAUAAUAAAAAUAAUCGUGAUACAUCACCAUCUUUACAUACACGUCGUUUUAGUGAUGAUAUUGUUUUUCCUUCUUCACCAUCAUCAGACAUUGUUGAACAAUCACUUUUUUCACCUGGUUCAGUUCGUGCAAGAACUAUUAGUUCAAUUCAAGAAGAUAAAAAUUUACCAACAGUAAUAAAAAAACAAAAGUCUCUUUCAACAUCAUCAACUGAUCAUCAACCUCCUCCAUCACCACCAAAACGUCUUGAUAUUCGUCUAAGUAGUGGUAAAACAGUUGAUACAAGUGAUUUUAUUCAUACAGAUCAUGAACAUUCAUCAUCUACUAACCAUCUUAUUAAUCCACAUAUUGAAGUAUCUCAUAAUCAACAACAACAAAAUCAAUUAUCAAAUGAAACAGCACGAGAUAAACUUUUACAAUCUGUUUAUGUUAAUAAUACAAAUACAAAUAUGCCUUCUCUAUCAGAAUCAUUAACUAAUGGUACAAAUUAUCAUACUCCUGCUAGUGAAUCAUCCUCCAAUUGUGUUCUUUCAUAA